Molecule: messenger RNA, 360 nt
Organism: Pipistrellus nathusii (Nathusius's pipistrelle)
Lineage: Eukaryota; Metazoa; Chordata; Mammalia; Chiroptera; Vespertilionidae
Source: the annotation of a GenBank genome assembly
AUGGCGGUGGCAACCUCAGGAACUGGUCGCUGUCAGCUAAACAAGGUGGGAGCUCUCCAGCACCAGCCUCCAACUGGCUGUGUGGCUGAGGCCAUUUGUAGAUGGAACAUUUGGAGCAAACUAUACCCCCUGCAUACGGGGCCUGGACAGCUAUUCUCUAGAGAUUGCCACCUGAAGGAACCCCAGGAGACUCUCAAUACCAGUGUGAUGUCUUCUAUGGAGAGAGGAGUUCUCAGCAGGAUCAGUGCAGUCCAUCCUAAGACACUGACUGGAAAGGCAGAAUGCCAGUGUGCUUGCCUAUGGACCCACAGGGGCAGGGAAGACACACGCAAUGCUGGACAGGCAAGCAACGGGAAGUGA